Messenger RNA from Fusarium subglutinans, 606 nucleotides. Its product is annotated as chloramphenicol phosphotransferase. Bases 1 to 606 code for a protein of 201 amino acids. Lineage: Eukaryota; Fungi; Ascomycota; Sordariomycetes; Hypocreales; Nectriaceae. The record is from RefSeq and is a predicted model, not a curated record. The transcript has a single exon.
AUGGCAGUCGGUACUGUUACUGUGGAGGCUCCCCUCGACGAGCCCAAGAAAGGCAGGGUGUUGAUCGUCAAUGGGUUUCCGGGCACGGGGAAAACAAGUAUUGUGAAGAAACUCAAAGAGCGACUCCCCGGCCAGAAGAUCCAGAUAGUCGACAGCCCUAUAAUGGCCGGACCAUUUUGCGCUCACGCGCUUCAGCGAGAGUAUCGAUCAGCCUACCUUCAUGAGAUCCGAAGAUUGGCAGACCAGGGCUACACUAUCUUGGUGACAGCUUCUCUGGCGAACAACAUAUCGAGCCGCAAAGUUACCGAAGACAUUAUUGGAACUGUCUCCGGGAAAGACAUCUCCUUAGUCUGGAUCAACAUCAGCCGCCAAGAGGUCAUACAAGAUCACCAAAUAUCGAACCCAACCCGGGUAGCGAACGGCGAGUCGAAGACAGGAAAACCCGAUGUCUUGCCUUCUACCGCCGAGCAAGGCCGACUUAUUCGUCCCUCGAGCCUGUGGCAUAAGCUGGAUGGUAUCAACUUGAUCACUCGAGUGAUGAAUAUGGGGAAUGACCUCGAGGAGGCAGUCAAGAAGGUAUCGGAGGUUAUGGCCCGAGAGGAAUGA